UAACUUCGAUAAGCUAAGACAAUUUUAUUUAGAUAUCUCAACUCAAUGCAACUUCGGGAAAGUGCAAUAUAGAUAGUCAAAAAUGUGUUCAUAUCUUUUGUGAUGAUCUCUAAUUUAUUAAUAUUUAUGUUAAUUAACAUAUGAUCAAAUUUAAUAUAUUAUAUGAUACAAAAUAGAUCUUGUAAACAAUUGUGAAGAUAAAUAUGUCAACUUAACCUCUUAAAUUUUUAACGUAAUUAAUCAACGGAGUACAAAACAGACGAAAUCAAAUACUUUUUUAAGAAAUAUUUAUACAUUAUUUCUUGAUGGAUCGCCUCAGGAAAAUAUUUGCCAAAAAGCAGUCUGCUUAUAUUAAUGAUGACUUAGAAACAUUUAAAGAAAAAGGAGAACGAUGGAAAAGUAUAUAUAUAAUUUAUUUUACUAUGUUUCUUAUGUCUCUUGGAUUCAGCAUAGUUUUAACUGGAGUUUGGCCAUAUUUAGAUAAGUUAGAUCGCACAGCAGGGAAAGAAUAUAUGGGUUAUGUAGUAGCAGCUAAUCCUUUAGGUCAAAUGCUAUUUUCUCCAUUAGUUGGUUGGUGGGGCAACAAAAGAGGGUCUGUAAGACUGCCCCUUUUAAUUACAUUACUCCUUUUUAUCUGUGCAUCAGCAAUGUAUAGCAUCCUAGAAAUUCUACCAGGUGAUAGAAAGGCUCUUAUGGCUAGUGCCAGAUUCCUCGUUGGAGUUAGUUCUGCAAAUGUUGCAGUGGCUAGAUCAUAUUUGUCUGCAGCUACAAAACUUUCAGAAAGGACUCAGGCAGUUUCUAUGAUUACUCUUGCACAGGUCUUAGGAUUUGUAGUAGGACCUGGUUUACAAGCUGCUGUUACUCCACUUGGUGAUAAAACUAUAUAUUUUUUAAGUCUACCAUUUAAUAUGUAUACAAUGACUGGUUGGAUAAAUGUUGUAAUGGGAAUUAUUAAUUUCAUUUUAUUUUUACCAUGGAGUUUUAAAGAGCAUACAAUUGCUAUAAGAGAAGCUAUGCGUAAUGGUGGGAAAGCUACUGAAGAAGAAGCAUGGAAGGCAAUAAAAUCUGAUUAUUUAGCAGCUUGGACAUUAAUCUGUGCUUUUUUUGUUUUGGUUUUUAAUUUCGUUCUUCUAGAAACAUUGGGUACUCCUCUUACAAUGGAUCAAUUUGGUUGGUCAAAAACUGAAUCUUUAUAUUAUUUGGGACUAUUAAUGAGUAUUGGUGGUGUGAUAGCAUGUAUUACGUUUGUAAUGAUUGGACCUAUUUGUAAAAGAUUUGCUGAAAGAAAAGUAAUGGUAUGGGGUGGCUUCCUAUUUAUGUUUAUUGGACGACUAUUUUGUAUACCAUGGGGGCCUGAUCCUCCAAAGAUUGCUGAUCUUGGAUCUUUCAACAAUAUAACUGCAAAUGAGAAUGGUUCAGAAAUAUUAGGAUGUCAAAGUACUCAAGAAUGGUGCAAAUAUACUCCACAAUUAACUGUAAUACAAUUUAUUAUUGGAUAUAGUUUCACUAGUGUAGGAUAUCCCAUAGGAGUUACCUUAAUACAAACUAUAUUUAGUAAAGUUCUUGGGCCGCGACCACAAGGUGUCUGGAUGGGAUUAAUGACAGGUGCUGGAUGUGCUUCCAGAGUUUUGGGACCAGUUUUUGUUAGCAUGAUUUACACGCGCUUUGGAACAUAUCAUACUUUUGGUAUUACAGGAGUAAUGUUAUUAGCUUCCAUGGUAUGGUUACAAAUAGUGAAUAGACGUUUAGUACCACCGACAAUAAUUAAGAGAAAUAAUAUAGGAGAAGAACAAAAACAAGAUACUGCAAUACCUUUAGUUCACACUAAAUCUCAUAUUGAGGAAAUAAAUGAAACUCACAAAUCUGAUACUAAAAUAAAUUAUGAUAAAAAGUAAA
Molecule: messenger RNA, 1896 nt
Organism: Vespula vulgaris
Lineage: Eukaryota; Metazoa; Arthropoda; Insecta; Hymenoptera; Vespidae
Gene: Cln7
Product: major facilitator superfamily domain-containing protein 8
Exons: 10
Coding region: 306-1895 (529 amino acids)
Biological process (GO): transmembrane transport
Cellular component (GO): lysosomal membrane
Molecular function (GO): transmembrane transporter activity
Source: RefSeq, a predicted model, not a curated record